Daphnia pulicaria is the source of this 2068-nucleotide messenger RNA. RefSeq names its product endoribonuclease Dcr-1-like. The record is from RefSeq and is a predicted model, not a curated record. Bases 735 to 1724 code for a protein of 329 amino acids. Gene Ontology annotation, cellular component: nucleus; cytoplasm; RISC complex. Gene Ontology annotation, biological process: siRNA processing; apoptotic DNA fragmentation; pre-miRNA processing. The transcript is spliced from 8 exons. NCBI's taxonomy places the organism in Eukaryota, Metazoa, Arthropoda, Branchiopoda, Diplostraca, Daphniidae. Gene Ontology annotation, molecular function: deoxyribonuclease I activity; ribonuclease III activity; RNA binding.
CAUACCACCGCCUCCGUGGAUUACGGCGUCCAAACUGUAACUUGAAAUGUCUCCAACUGGUCCAUUUAUAAUUUUAUAUCAGAUUGUGUUUUGUGUGUGUGACGACGGAAAAAAUGUAUAACAACUCCGCCUCUUUUUUUAUUCUCUCUCAAACUUUCUGUCUUGUCUCUCACACACUGCGAUUCACGGUGGUGUGAUUCUCACAGAGGCAAACAGUCAAGUGCUGCUGUACUCACAAAUGCAUGGUACACAGAAAUUAAAUAAAGAAUUUUCAGGAAGACAACAUAGUAAGUACAUCAUACCCAUCAUACCAUUUUUCCGUUCGCCAAGGUCGCGAAAAUUUUUCGACCAAUGGUAGGGCUCCGCAUAAAAUUUUUCGGCCAAUCACAGUUGGCGACACAUCUUGGACAAGUUUGGACAAGUUUGGACAAGUUUGAACAAAUUUGGACAAGCGAAGGAACGCCACCAAGCGGAGGUGUCAGGAAUACAAAAACCUUGAACGAUGAGUCAUUCUCGUCCUUGACACGCGUGCAACACGUGCCUAACUACAACAGUGCCACAAAGCUUGCCCCCCCCCUUUACAACGAUUCUCCCGAUUAUUUAUACAUACAAGUAUGGCAGAAUCCGCCAACAACACCUAACGAAUGGACGACACUGAGUCUUCGGGGAUCUUUCACAUCGUGAACGUGCCGACAACACAUUCGAUCUAGCCGUCAACUUCUAAUUACAACGCCAUGUUAGACGAGAUCGAUCCUCUUUCUACGGACAAAUCUCACGUCAACUCUCAGGGUACAUCGGUUAAUUUAAAAAAAUCGCAACUAACGAGCUUUUCUUUGACCGCCCUCGAAGAAAGAAUCGGCUACGAAUUCACGGACAAAACUUUGUUAGGUCGCGCACUGACCCACAGCUCAGCCAAUGCAACGAAAUGCCCAUCUCGAGACGGAGAAAACCUGGAGGUUUUAGGGGAUGCAUCCUUGGAUACCGUUGUUUUGGAUCUUCUUCUGGAUCUAAACCCUCGGUAUAACCAAGGACAGCUAUCUGUCUUGAAGUCGGCCAUAACAUGCAACGACACGCUAGCUGUUAUUGCGGUCAGAACGGGCCUACAUUUGUUACUGCAACAUCGGCUCCCAGCAAAACAAGUAAAAGAACUCGAAAGUUUUGUGGACCAUCAGAACAAAAACCAUCAUUUAUUCUCGCACGAAAAAGAACUCGUCGUUAUCUCUUCAUCUGAAGGAGACCGAGCCUUUGAGAUUGACUAUCCGAAAGUUUACGCCGAUGCGUUUGAGUCUCUCAUUGGCGCGUUGCGUAUAGAUUGCGAUCGAGAAGACAAGGUCAUCAGACAAGUUGUCUUAAACCUCAUGGGCUUCGUGAUAGUCAAAUUCCACACAAACAUUCCCGUCUGCCCACUACAACGUGUGAAUCAAAAUAGAAUCAAGCCCGAAUUCAAGGAAGAAAAGAACCUUCCAGACGGAACUGUCAACGUCACAUUGGAAGUAAAGAAUUUUCAAUCCUUCCACGGUUCCGGACCAUCAUUGAAGUCAGCCAAGACUGCUGCAGCAAAGCUUGCUAUAACGACGAUGCCUUGGUGUCCAACCCAAAACCAAGCACAAGGGAGAAAACACAAGCGAACUAAAAGUGACCCCUUAUAUGGGCAGCUUUUAGAGAAGGGGCUGGGCACGGAACACGGAGCGUGCCAUCCUAAUUAUAUUGAUCGGCUUAAAUAAAAGUUGCCGCUUUAAAUUUUAUCCUGAUAGGCUCUGCCGUUACUGCACACGACAAAAAAACAUGGAUUCCUUAUCUCCCCCACGACCAAUUACUGCUGCGGAAUACAUCGAGAAGAUGUUAGGCUACCGAUUUACAGACGAGAGUUGGUUGCAUAUGGCAAUUCAACAACCGACGGCCAAUGUAAGAAACGCAGCCAAGGAGGCAGGGAAGUUGGAGCUGAUUGGCGAUCGUGCUCUUGACUUGAUUAUAGUGGAUGAAUGUGAAACGCGGAAGCCAGAAUAUGGAGCGAGCCAAUUGACUACAGUCAAAUCAGCUUUGAUCUGCAACAACACCUUAGCGGUCA